AUGGUUUCCAAAACAAAGGCGGAGGAUGAGAAAUCCUCAGAACCAACGUCGUCUCUGAUUCUUCCCUCACUUCCUGAAGAUGUCAUCAUUGACAUCUUAGCGCGUUUAUCAAGAUUCGACUAUCCGAAACUCUCCCUUGUUUCCAAGCACUUUCGAUCACUCGUUGCUUCACCUAAGAUGUACGCAAGAAGAUCCUUAUUGGCUUCCACGGAGCACUGUCUCUACGUUGCCGUCUAUGACAUAUACAGCUGUUAUUUUUACCAUUGGUAUAUCCUCUGCCGGAAAGCCAACGGCAGUCGCUGCUUGGUCCGUGCCCCCUCGACGCUUCCCGUUUUGAAUAACAAUUUAGCAACCUCUGUGGCAGUAGGUUCGAGAAUAUAUGUUUUUGGUGGGAUUGACCAUACAAAGAUGACGACAAAUGCGUUUUGCAUGGAUUGUAGAUCCCACACGGUGGAACCCAUCCCCACCAUCCCUGUUCCUUUGGUUUGUACAUUCGCUGGCUUCAUCGACCGGAAAAUAUAUGUUAUUGGAUAUUGCGAUCCUUACCCAAAGAAGGCUAUGCUGGUGUUCGAUACAGAAACACAAAAGUGGGAGCAUGUGAUGACUACGCCAAAGAUGGAGGCAUCUCUCACAAGAAACUACGCUUAUGUGGUGAUGGCUGAUAAAAUAUACACAAUGGAUUGUUAUGGAAGCUAUGUGUACGACCCAAAGGAAGGUAAAUGGGAAACAGACAAUAUGCCGAAUUCUAUCUAUUGGGAGAAUGCAUGUGUGGUUGAUGAUGUAUUGUACUACCGUGAUCGGUACGUGAACACCUUAAGAGCGUAUGAUCCAAUUCAGAAGUCUUGGGAAGUGGUGGAAGGCUUGAAAGAAUUGUUGGCUGCGCCAAUAUCUUCAAGUUGGUCAUAUACUGUGAAUUACGGUGGGAAUCUGGCUUUGUUAUUCAGUAGACCAGGUGGGAUUUGGUGUGCGGAGAUUUCGCUGGAAAGACGUCAAGGAGGGCAGAUUUGGGGUAAAGUUGAGUGGUGUAAUCUUGUUCUGACUGGAAAUUUUGGAACUGGGAAAUGUCUAGCUGUUAUGGUUUGA
Molecule: messenger RNA, 1083 nt
Organism: Raphanus sativus (radish)
Lineage: Eukaryota; Viridiplantae; Streptophyta; Magnoliopsida; Brassicales; Brassicaceae
Product: F-box/kelch-repeat protein At4g38940-like
Exons: 1
Coding region: 1-1083 (360 amino acids)
Molecular function (GO): protein binding
Source: RefSeq, a predicted model, not a curated record